AUCAAUUUUCUAGUAGACUAUUUUGCUUUAAUACAUUUCUUAAAUAGUUCAUCAGCACCGUAGAAUUGUGGUUUUAAUUAAAAAAAUUAAUAUUUUUGUAAAAAACUCAAUUUGUGACACAUCAAUUGUGUCACACUCUCUCUCCGCUUUCCACUUUUUUCGAAGCGUUCAGCAUCUCCGGCAACGUGGAAAUGGAGAUCAGCUGGGUUUGGUUGGGUUCACCGACGGUCUCUGAUAAUCCUUGAUCUGGGCGGAUCGACGGGCGGGGCAAUAGAUUAUCUGCUCGUUUGUCUUCAUUUCAUUUGAUGAGACAGAGGAUGCCCUCCUUCGCGACCAAUCGCUUCACAAAUCACUAAACGCAGAAAAGUAGCAAUAGUAGUAUCCUGUACUGAGGCGAUGCCAUCACCGCAGUUGGCAAGUAUGUCCCGAGGAUUCUCAUUCUUUGGAGCUGGGGGUUCAAACAAGGUCCUUAUUGGUCCAAAAAAUGAGCUUGUGCCAUCGUUGAAAUUACAAACGGAUAAAGAUGCGUAUAGACCUGGUGAUUCUGUUAAUGUAACUAUUGAGAUUGCUAUCCCGGACCUGACUUCCCAUGGGGAGGGUGCAGAUAAUGCCUUAUGUUCGUUUCUGAUUGAAAGGCUUGCGUUUGAGAUGAAAGGGAUCGAGAAGUUGGAUACUCAAUGGUUUGCCACGCAGAAGCUGUUACCUGGAUCAAAGCAACGAAGAGGUGAACAUGUUUUCAUGGACUACUCAGCUCCGUGUAUAGUUUCAAAUCAGAUUGUAUCCUCUGGAGCCUCUAAGACAUAUGUGGUGCGAACAAUGCUGCCUAACAUCAUACCACCAUCGUACAGGGGUGUCACUAUUCGCUAUUUGUACUUUGUUAGAAGUAUGCUAUCUGGGAGAUGGCUGGUACUGGAGAGUGGCCGCUCUCAUUCCAAGUCGUUAAAAGAUCUUACUGAACUGGAAGCUCGUAUUCCACUGCAAAUAUGGGCCACUCAGAAAGCCAGUGGCUUGCAAAUUGAAGAGGGUUGGAGUGAUGGGAUUGUUCCUCCUGCGGCCAUCCAAAUGGACAUAUACUGGAAAGAGAUGGAUGGAGACUCUGACUGGGCUAGAGCUAAUGAUGGCUAUGAUGCUUUUGAGGAAGGAUAUGAAAGCUCCAGGGAUGAGAUUUCAUCGGUUUCUUCCUACAAUCACAUUAAAGAAAAUAUUCACAAAAGCUUAAGUUCAUUAUCUGUACAAUCAUCACUAGGAAGGUCAUCAAAUAAGAAUACUCCAAAUUUUGAGGGAGAACGUACUAGUUUAUCUUCAUAUAUGGCACUUCCUCGGCUGUCUGUGGCUGAGGUCUUGUAUGAUUCUGGUCCUGAUGUUUUGUCAUCCCAGAUGUCUCCAGCUAUUCUGUCUCCAAGUGAGCAGCGGAAGCACAUGGCGUCCCUUUCCCCAGUUGAUGAAGCAGGAGUGUCAUCUGUACCAGGAACUGUUGAACCAGUAGCAUCAGAAGGUUUUAUUCGAGGCAGGUCUUACAAUAUCAGGCUGGACGACGAAGUUUUGCUCCGAUUUUCCCCAAAGAACUCUGAGUCAACUUAUUACUUCAGUGAUAUGAUAGGUGGCACUCUUACUUUCUUUCAUGAAGAAGGAACUAGGAGAUGUCUUGAGGUAUCAAUUACAUUGGAGACUUCUGAAGCUAUAAGUCAACAGUUUGUCCAUCCAUCUCGGAGGAAUUCCCCAACAAUUACAAAGGUUCAGAGCGAUCACCAUGAGGUUGUUGCAGAUUUGGUGCAGACAAGCUUUCUUUUUUCCAUUCCCAUGGAUGGGCCCAUGUCAUUCUGCACUCCCCAUGUGUCUGUGCAAUGGGCUCUUCGAUUUGAGUUCUUUACCACACCAAAGCAUAUGGACUGGACUAGAUUCGACCAUCCUCUUCUUAUAGAUAGAAGAGAGAAAAAUGAGUGGGUUCUUCCAAUUACUGUGCACGCACCUCCACCAGGGACUCCAGCUACUCACAACCGAAAUGAGAAGCCAGUUUCUUUGGAACCCAUGUGGGUUUGCACCUGAUGGCGUGUUUUCCCGCGACCACAUUGUCCAAUCGCUUAUUGCAACUCUUGGCAUUUGUUUUGCACUCAACCAAGUGAGUAGGGAGCAUGCUCUUCUCAGGGAAAUGUUCUGUGAAAUGCUAAAAUAACGAAUUGCAGCACCCUUGAAAGCAUGGAAGCUCGUGGAAUUUGCUGAAGUUGUUCUUUGGGAGUCAUGUUAACAGCUCGUGCCUUGUUGCUGUACAUGAUUUUUUUUUUUUUUUUUCCCUCGUGUAAGGUUUGAUGUCAUAAAAGUUUCUGAUAUUCUUUGGAUAUGCAAGGUGAAUUUUCUGCAGAAACCUUUCCUUGCUGGAAUAUUGUUUUGCCCUUGUUCUUCCUGGAUGCCCAAGGCUCCAUCUGUAUUUCAGCAGUUGAUUUAUAAGUGAUUCACCAGUAGUGAUGGACAUGCUUCACUAGUAUCACGUGCCUCUGUUUUUCAAUUUUUCAAAAUUUGUAUAAAAAAAUUCAAGACAUGAAGAUGUUGACUAAUAAAAAGAUGGUGAUAUUUAUGGUUC
This is a messenger RNA of Malania oleifera, 2578 nucleotides long. RefSeq lists its product as uncharacterized. NCBI's taxonomy places the organism in Eukaryota, Viridiplantae, Streptophyta, Magnoliopsida, Santalales, Ximeniaceae. Gene Ontology annotation, biological process: retrograde transport, endosome to Golgi. Gene Ontology annotation, cellular component: Golgi membrane; Ric1-Rgp1 guanyl-nucleotide exchange factor complex. The record is from RefSeq and is a predicted model, not a curated record. Bases 397 to 2046 code for a protein of 549 amino acids. The transcript has 14 exons.